UUCGGGGGAAGUCCCUCGAGGAAAUCCCCUUCAGUACCGGAAUAUUAGGCUAUUUCAUAGGCUAUUGAACGCGCCCUAUCUCACACAGUGACCUUCUCUCUAAAUAAGAUUAGCGACUGAGAGUAUAGUUACCAGAUCGUAAACUGUGUGUGACCUGAAGCAAUACAUGUUGACUGUUACUGCAUAGACGGGACUGCAGAUGUCCACGCGAAGUCUCUGAUUUGUGGAUUUAACCUAAAAGGAUAUGGAAAAUAUAAAGGCGGAAAACGAUGCAUUGAUUAGUAGCUACAGGUUAAACACUUUAUGUCACGGGACAGGACAGGAAAUUGACUCGCUGAGCCAUCAGAUAUGCUUGACAGACAGUACAAUUGCAGAUCUUGAAGCGAGAUUGGGAAAAUACGAGGGCACAUGUAAGAAGGUGGAAACAGAGGAACCUGUGAUAUUAGGACAUUCUAAACGUUCGUUGGAGAGUUUGUGCAAUGAAGCACGUAAUCUGAAGCAAAUACUGCCAGAUAGGCCUACAGAGACGCACGCUGCCCAGCAAUCGAAGACGAACAUACUCGAGAUCGACCGGCUACAGCAACACGCUUGGGAAACCGAGUGGGAGAUAUCAGGAAUCGCGGGCAGGCAGCAGCUCCAGAGGGAGUUUAGAAGGGGGACGCCCGGGGGGCAGUGGACGUCCAAGGACGAGCAGGACCGGUUCUACAGCUCUCUGGAGGAGAACCAGUUGAGGGCCCAACUUGGGGCCACAAUCGCAGUGUGUCAAGAGCUGUUGAAGAGGCUGGAGAGGAAUGGGUCACCGGAUAAAGGAACACAUGACCUGCAGUUUCAAGAGUUUACUGAUUCUUCAAAAGCUGCUAAUCUCAACACCGUAGUCUGCAAACUGAAGGAGGAAAACAGAGAGCUGAAGCAGAGAAUAGCAUAUGUAGAGAACCUGAAUUCGAAAUGGCAGAAGUAUGACCUGAGCAGAGAAGAGUACGUGAAAGGACUGUGCAAGAGGCUGAAGGAGUCCAACCCCUUGGCCGAUCUGGGGGCGGGGUUAGGGGCAGGGGCGGGGCCAGUACCGGUCAGAAGCACGCUGCUGCAACAGGAGAUCGUAAGACUGAACCGCCUCCUGGAUGAAAAGAUGAACGACUGCACUAAGCUCAGAAGGGAGCUGGAGGACUCCAGGAAACAGGACCAGGAAAGAAUCCAGACUCUGGAGCAGCAGGUACUCAUCUAUACGGAUGACUUUAAGUCUGAGCGUGCUGAUCGGGAGAGGGCACAAAGCAGAGUCCAGGACCUGCAGGAGGAGGUGUUGCGCCUCCAGCAGAAACUCCGUAAAAAACAGGCAAGGAGCAGACCGCCCCCCGCAAUUUUGAGUGUUCCUUUUUCCCGCCGUCCUUUCGCGCGCGUUCUAAGCGUAGCCGCAAAGGCUAACAAGCUGUAUGUUGAAUUCAGCAGGAGCGGAGGGAUCCACCGGCGGCGUGCUGCGUGCACAUCGGACACAGAAUGUCCGCACACGUGCAGGCGGACGGCGCCGAGCCGCGGGUCCAGCCGGGGCUGCAGCGGUCGAGCCGACAGCCGGCUACGGUUCGGACCGAUCGGCAAGCCUUAACGGACCUACAGUGCCCGCGAUGUUUCGCUUCCUAUGACGAGGAGCACACGGCGGAGUUCCUGAAGCACUGGGACGAGUGUGCCAAUUUAUGACAGGAAACAGGAAGUGACAUCAAGACCUUGUUUUAGUAAAACCACUACAUGUCCAAGACAUGUGACUAAUUGCACAUCUUGAUUAUUUUCAAAGAACUCACGUUUUGGUACUGUUUUGGAGCAUAUUCCAAAUGCACGUAAGUACAUAUGAGCUUUAUGGACUUGGAUUUGUAGACUUGCUGAAGUAAUCCAUUUUAAAGCAAAAUUCAGCAUAUGGACCACCAAAAUGCAUCUUACUGCAGGCUGUAUAAAGAUGGCUUGGUUCCAUAUAAUUGUUCUGAAACAGCUGAAUUACACUUCAAUGGCACUUACAUUUUUCCUGGAAGAUAAUAAAACAGUAUGUUGUACAAUUUUGUCAAUUAAAAAAAAUAAAUUUAUAUUUUUGAUAGUAAAAAGUAAGCUCUAUAGACACGUAAUUGGAUUGAACCCAAAGCUGGUCACCGGAUAUACCUCAGUAAAAAUGUUUUAAGUAUUUUGUAUUGGACAGUGUUGCGAACUCUGCACUUUCCUGACAUCACAAGGGUGUCAUAAUAAUAAUUUCCAAAACAGAUCAUUUAACAUGUAUUUUUGAAAAUUACAUAAGCUUUUUAGAGAGUUUCUUUAUGGUCAUGAUGCUGCUUAUCUAACUGUGAUAUUGGUAAUGUUGUAGACUAUAUUUUGCGUAUUGGAUUUUAUUUAGUAUGUUGUAUAUGAAAUUCCUUCUUUGUAUUUAUAAAGUUAUAUAUUUAUAUACAGUCCAUCCUGCCAAUAUAUAUUGCUUGUUCUAUACCUGACUUAUUGCAACAUUAAGAGUUUUUGUGUCUCCAACUAAUUAUUUGUAUUGUGCUGUUUUGCAGCAGUAUACCCUUUCAUUCUCUGAAGGCUCCUUAAAUAAUGGGUGCUUAUGAUGAUGAAAGCCUACAAUUAAAAAUAAAAAGAAUAAUAAAUGACCUUCAACAUUCAA
Anguilla rostrata (American eel) is the source of this 2632-nucleotide messenger RNA. RefSeq names its product TNFAIP3 interacting protein 2 (gene tnip2). Gene Ontology annotation, molecular function: K63-linked polyubiquitin modification-dependent protein binding. The transcript has 5 exons. Lineage: Eukaryota; Metazoa; Chordata; Actinopteri; Anguilliformes; Anguillidae. The coding region runs from base 245 to 1597 and encodes 450 amino acids. The record is from RefSeq and is a predicted model, not a curated record. Gene Ontology annotation, biological process: positive regulation of canonical NF-kappaB signal transduction; toll-like receptor 2 signaling pathway; regulation of transcription by RNA polymerase II.